ACGGACCUCGUCUUGGCCAACUUUUCGGCAAUAGUAGGAAGGUAAAAAAACAACGGAUUAUGCACCCUAUAAGAAAUCAAAAAUGCGCCAAGGGUUUCAGCCAUUUCCUAGCUAUGCAUCUUCUGCACGCCGUUGAAUUGAGCGAAAAUUGCGUCGCAGCUGAAGUUGAGAAGACACAGAAAGGUAGCAGCCAGCUGUUAUAAUACUUAAGAAAAUCGAAAGCAUCUUGUAGCGAAAACAGUACACAAAUAGGACGAAAAGGAUGUCCUUUUGUGCUGUUCUAGCAGACAAUAGAACAAAUUGCAUUUAAAACCCGUUACAACGGCGCCCAAGAUACCGUUUCAUCCUCUGUUCUGGCAUUGUGAUAAGCGCCAGGUGAUACCGGUUACACGCAAAAUUAUCUAUUUGCGUGCCAUACUGUAAGCGUUGAUUGCUAUCGAUGUGUCCUACCUGUACAACCGACUAAUAGCAAUAACAAAACUAUCACAUUAUUUCUAUACAUUGCAGUAUUAUAUAAAUGGUUGUGCUUUUAUUAUUAUACACAUAUAAUUAAAAUGUGUAAAAUCUUGAUUUAAUUAGAAAGUUUAUGUUGCUGUUGACCGAUGUGUAUGAGUAUACAGACCAUUUCAAAAACAAAACCAUCGAAAUCGAUUUCUGCUGCCAUUGAAAGGUUUCAUUCCAGACAUGUCUUGAGAGAUACGUCACUUCUGUUGUAAGUUUGACGAACUGUAGGCUAGUUUGGAAGCGAGUGCGCUACGUACAUUGUUCUUUAAUUAUAAUACAAUAGUUAACAGGACAUUUAUUUGCUGUGUGAUUGUAACAACGUAAAAAAGGAACAUAGAGUUAAUCCAUUUGUUUUAACCCAGACGAUCGUGAAAAUGGCAAAACAUACUAUUACGUCUUUAGCAUUUAAAAUAAUUAUUGGAGUAGCUAGUGUUAUGCUUAUGCUGCAUUAUGCACCCAUUUCUGAAAUACCUAGCAUGUAUGCAGUAGAGUGCUACCAAAGCUAUCAUGUAUCGCACCACUCCAAAUUGUACGAUUUUGUGAUGAUGACAGAAACUGCAAAUAAGUGGAUGAAAUUCGUAACUUUCGUCGCUACAGACCACAAACCCAUUGGAAUCGGCAAAAUAUAUAAGACUGUAAUAGACACAAAUAUAUUUCUGCUUGCUGUUGUUGAGCACCAGCAAGGUCAAUAUGCUGCUUUGGAAACGAUGAGUAAAGAUAGCACACCGCAGUUUCGCAUUGAAAUACGCUUUACCAGUGAUCUUUAUGCACCAUGUCAAAAACGGCAACAAAGUGAUUUCGAUUCACGACGUUUAGAUCUAUUUUCAUUGCUGCGCGUCAAACGGUCUGAACCGUAUGAAGUUUUAAAGGAAAGUAAUUUAAACAACAUAACGGCGAUGGCAGAACACUGCGUUUCUGUCCAACAGCAAGCUGCUAGCCCUUCAAAUAGAAUCAAUACAAAUGGGUUAACAUUAAAAAUAUUGUUGUUACACGACUCAUUGCUAUUUCAGAACACCAUCGGAGCGUUGUAUCGAUACUCUUUGAGACGGCAUCUCAGACGGUCCUUGGCUAACCUGGCGUACGUAUUACCACACUUAGAGGAGCAUGGACGUACCUUAUCACCAUCUGCAUGCUUAAACCACUGACCUUACAAAAAAUACACACGUUUUGUGAUUUAAAUCCAUUCUGCAAGUGGAUUUUCGGUCGGUCGUUCAUAUCUUCGAAUCAUCGGUAGCAUGGAUGUGUUGAAAAAACGUUGAAAAUAAUCAGUAAGUUGCUAAAUCAGAAGCAGUAAAAACAAUCGAAUUAGAACUACCGUCGGAUAGAGUAAACCAAAUAUUCAUACCUUCAUCAUAUCAGAUAGGUCGAAGCCUCGAACAUCUUUUAAAAGCGUGAGUAUCAUCAAAAGGGAAAGCGGCAACAUGAUGAUCCACCGGUUGUGAUCGCUCAUUCUCAACUGUGAAUUAUCGAUGUGUAAGCACUACAAACAGGUCACAUUUUGCAAAAUAUCAUGGUGUUUUGAAGCUUACGAAAACAUCACGCUCUAUCGAGUAGUUACAUCAAUACACGACACAUACAAAACAGAUUUAAUAUCUAAUGACUGCAAUAAUACCGAUUUGGUCUAGCUGUUCCAUCUGUAGUAGAAUUAAAAAAAUCGUUCUAAAAACAGGA
Messenger RNA from Anopheles gambiae (African malaria mosquito), 2175 nucleotides. RefSeq lists its product as uncharacterized. The record is from RefSeq and is a predicted model, not a curated record. Bases 879 to 1649 code for a protein of 256 amino acids. The transcript is spliced from 4 exons. NCBI's taxonomy places the organism in Eukaryota, Metazoa, Arthropoda, Insecta, Diptera, Culicidae.